This is a messenger RNA of Amphiprion ocellaris (clown anemonefish), 734 nucleotides long. Its product is annotated as cysteine-rich venom protein TEL1-like. Bases 23 to 694 code for a protein of 223 amino acids. NCBI's taxonomy places the organism in Eukaryota, Metazoa, Chordata, Actinopteri, Pomacentridae. The transcript has 6 exons. Gene Ontology annotation, cellular component: extracellular region. The record is from RefSeq and is a predicted model, not a curated record.
AAUCAUCACUGAUAUUCUGUAUAUGUGUUCACUAAUUCAUACUUUUUAUUUAGGUGCCGUCUUAACCAUGACCUCAGAACAGAAUGAAAUUGUGAACAAGCAUAACACCCUGAGGAGGAGUGUGAAACCUACCGCUAGCAACAUGUUGAAAAUGAGCUGGAACAAGGAGGCUGCAGCCAACGCUCAGAAAUGGGCCAACACCUGCUCCAUGAAGCACAGCCCUGCCAGCUCCAGAGAGAUCAGCACGAGCGGCUGUGGGGAAAACCUGUACAUGUCCAGCAACAAGAACACCUGGAGUAGCGCCAUCCAGCGGUGGUACGACGAGGUGCAGGACUGGCGCUACGGAGUGGGAUCAGUCAACGGAGGAGUGGUCGGACACUUCACUCAGAUUGUUUGGUACAGGUCUAACCAGAUUGGAUGCGCCAUGGCUUACUGUCCCAACUCUAAAUACAAGUACUUCUACGUCUGCCACUACUGUCCACCCGGGAACUACAAUUACACUCACCCCUACAAGUCAGGACCCUCCUGCGGCGACUGCCCCAACUCCUGCGACAACAAACUGUGCACGAACCCCUGUCCCUACACUGAUCAGUACAGUAACUGUCCAGAGCUCAAACAGCAGUGGGGAUGCAGCCACAAGGACGUGGCCUCCUGGUGUCCCGCCUCCUGCAAGUGCACCAAUCAGAUCAGCUAAAUAUCACAGCUGGCUCUAAUAAAUGGACUCAUCAGUAAAA